AUGGGACAGGGCAAGAAGGAAGCAAACAGGUCGCAGACUGAGAAGGACAAGGUGGGCAUCAAGCGUGUCAAGGGAGAGAACUUCUAUCGCGAUGCGAAAAAAAUGAAGCAGGUCAACAUCCUGCGAGGAGGUCAUGCGACGCGUGACGCACAGGGAAACAUCACGCAGGCAGCUCUCUUUCAGUCAAGAGAAAAGCCGAAGGCGAGGAUCGAGCCAAACCGCAAGUGGUUUGGCAACACGCGAGUCAUUGCACAAAAUGCGCUGGCUCAGUUCCGCGAGAAUCUCGGUGCAAAGGUCAACGAUCCAUAUUCUGUCCUGCUUCAGCGCAAUAAGCUCCCUAUGUCACUGCUUAAGACGUCCGACAAGAUUCCGCGAAUGCAAGUUGUUGAGAAUGAGUCUUAUAGCAGCACUUUCGGGCCAAAAGCGCAGCGCAAGAGACCGAAGAUCAACGUGGGCAAUAUGAGCGAACUUGCAGAGACUACAACAGAGCUGGACGCAAAGUUCAAGGAGCGGCUUGAAAGCGAAGCUCAUUUGCAAACCGAGCCCACAGACUACAUUCAAGAAGCCCGUGAAGCAGUCUUCUUCAAAGGUCAAUCGCGUCGAAUCUGGAAUGAGCUCUACAAAGUCAUUGACAGUUCAGAUGUCAUAAUACACGUUCUGGACGCUCGAGACCCUGCUGGAACAAGGUGUAAAAGUGUCGAACAAUAUCUCAAGAACGAUGCACCACACAAGCAUCUUAUCUACGUUCUUAACAAGACCGAUCUUGUACCAACAUGGGCUGCGGCCGAGUGGGUCAAAGAGCUUUCCAAGGAUUACCCGACGCUGGCGUUCCAUGCAUCCGUAACGAAUUCAUUUGGCAAAGGCAGCUUGAUUCAGCUCUUGCGACAAUUUUCUAUCCUACACAAGGACAAGAAGCAAAUAUCUGUCGGCCUUAUUGGUUAUCCAAAUACGGGCAAGUCGAGUAUCAUCAAUACCCUGGUCAACAGUAAGGACGCAGUCAAGGUUGCGCCGAUCCCCGGUGAGACCAAAAUCUGGCAAUAUGUGCGAUUGACACGCAAAAUCUAUCUGAUUGACUGUCCUGGUGUGUGUCCACCAAAUCCCGAGGAUACAGAAACCGAUAUCCUGCUUCGGGGUGUAGUUCGCGUUGAACGUGUGACCAACCCAGAGCAACACAUUCAAGCGGUGCUCGAUCGAUGCAAGCCGCAUCACCUAGAACGCACAUACGAUAUUCGUGGAUGGGAGAAUGAUCCUAACCGCUUCUUGGAACUCUUGGCUCGGAAGGGCGGCAAAUUGCUCAAAGGAGGCGAAGUGGAUGAGACAGCCGUUGCGAAGAUGGUGCUGAACGACUUUAUGAGAGGCAAGAUCCCAUGGUUCUGUCCAUUGCGCGGCGACAAUCACAAGGGAGAGACGAGCGGAGAGGCGCGGCUACGUGGACGUUUGGGCGAGUUGCGUAUGAAGCGCGAGCGGCCCGAAGACGUGGAGCAGGCGGCAGAGGAUGAUGCAGCAGCUGCCAUCGCCGAAAAUGUACAAGAUGACGGAUUUGCCAAAAUCAUCUGA
This is a messenger RNA of Protomyces lactucae-debilis, 1557 nucleotides long. RefSeq names its product NUC091 domain-containing protein. The transcript is spliced from 3 exons. Gene Ontology annotation, cellular component: nucleolus. The coding region runs from base 1 to 1557 and encodes 518 amino acids. Lineage: Eukaryota; Fungi; Ascomycota; Taphrinomycetes; Taphrinales; Protomycetaceae. Gene Ontology annotation, molecular function: GTP binding. The record is from RefSeq and is a predicted model, not a curated record.